AGAUACUGCUUUGUUGUUUUUUAGACGACUUGGCUAGGUAUCAAUUGGGUAGGUACAAAAACCUGCCUCAUACCUAGAUUGUUCUGUCCCAGUCAACCUUGCAAUGUAAACUAUUAAAUCCUUUAAUCAAGUGUUAAAUUCUGGUUCUGGUUGAUUUCAAUUAUCUUAAACCGUUAUUGUAAAAUUUUUAUCUACUUGUUUGUAUCAAUGCCAUUCAUAUCAACUUCGCUAAUCUUUAGUCAUGUUAUCGUAUUAGCGUCUAUUACCUUACAUUCCUGUGUUUGAACAGUCAUGACUAUCCAUGAAAUAUAAUCUGCAUAAUUAAAAAAAUUAUCGCAGAUAUGUGAAAAUAUGUUAAAGCUUCAAGUUUUUGAUUGAUUCACUACAGUUGAAGCUGUGUAUCUCAUAAAUUCAUUAUAAGCUUUCAUGUCUCACAAACCCUUUAAAGUUCAUUUUGAAAAACAUGAAAAAUAUCAAAAAGUGCCAAGUGAACCACAUCACUAUACGUGGAAAGAAAUAAAGGGAAAGUUUUCUCUGGGCGAUUCAUCACAAUCCCAUCAACAAAGAAAAUCUGACAAUGAGGGACGUCUUUAUUGCAAUGCCUUCUCCGCUACCUUCUACGAAAGCUCGUCAUAGCAUUGACAAUCCCACCGACGUCCCAUCCAGACGUCGUCGAUCUUUUCUUAACUUGCACAUACCUGAUUCUCCAUGGAGAGGAUCUAUGAGCCAUUUACAUUUGCCCUCGUUCACUGUCACCACUCCCGAGGGCGAACAGAGGAGCAUGUUCCAUUUCGCCCUUCGAAGACACUCGCAAAAUGUAAAUCUUAGCACAAAGUAUUUAGCAUACGAAAAUACCCCAUUGUCGAUUAAAUGCAUUAUUGUUUAUUUAUUGAAAUACCUAAUGGAACUGCUGAACUAUGUUUGGUUCAUGAAAAUUAAAAUAAUCAGACGAAUGUUACUAAACGGAGGCACCGCACUUAUGCUGGCUGCUACGAAGGGAAGGCUGGACUUCGUACGGGAACUUCUUAACCACGGAGCUGAUCCCAACAUAGAAGACACCGACUCCUGGACCGCACUUCACUGCGCAGCAAAGGAAGGACAUGUCGACAUCUGUUAUGAGCUGCUUCAACACGAUGCUAAAAUCGAUCCCAGGGAAAUGGGGGGCUGGACUCCACUUAUGUGGGCCUGUUACAAAGGUAGAACACAAGUGGUCGAUUUAUUGCUGAAAAGUGGCGCUGAUGUAAACGCACAUGGAAACUAUCACAUAUCUGCGUUACUGUGGGCAGCAGGUCGCGGUCAUACAGAAAUUGUCGAAUCCCUUAUUAAGCAUGGCGCGAAAAUAAACAUCGGAGACAAAUACGGAACCACUGCACUGAUAUGGGCCUCUAGAAAAGGUCAUACGGAAAUAGUGGAACUACUUUUGAAAGCAGGGGCUAAUGUGGAUACAGCUGGUAUGUAUUCGUGGACGGCAUUAUUAGUAGCAGCCCAAGGAAACCAUGUAGAAAUCGUGCAUCUUUUACUGGAAUGUAAACCAAACGUAAACGCCCUCGACAAAGAUGGUUGCAGUGCCCUUAUGAUAGCUUGCAAAGAAGGAUAUUAUGAGGUUGCUACAGCGUUAAUUAAUGCUAACGCUUAUAUAAAUAUACAGGAUAGAGCGGGAGACACGAAUUUAAUACAUGCAGUUAAGGGUGGACAUAGAAAUAUUGUUGAAGCUCUUCUUAAAAAGUAUGCGGAUGUAGACAUAAGUGGAAAAGACAGGAAAACUGCUGUUUAUAUAGCGGUCGAAAAGGGAAAUCCCAAUAUAGUUAAACUUCUAUUAAACGCUAAUCCGGAUCUUGAAAUAGCAACAAAAGAUGGCGAUACACCUUUGCUAAAAGCGGUACGUUCCAGAAAUGCCGAAAUUGUUCAGCUUUUGCUGGACAAGAAGGCCAAAGUUUCGGCCACUGACAAAAAAGGUGACACUGCCUUGCACAUUGCCAUGCGCGCACGAUCCAAACAGAUAGUUGAAAUACUUUUACGUAAUCCGAAACAUAGCCAGUUAUUAUAUAGACCGAAUAGGGCCGGGGAAACACCAUAUAAUAUCGAUAUGAGCCACCAAAAGACUAUUCUGGGUCAAAUAUUUGGUGCAAGACGACUUAACACCAAUGAAGAUAAUGAAAAUAUGCUUGGUUACGAUUUAUACAGUAGUGCGUUAGCUGAUAUUUUAAGUGAACCAUCUUUAUCAAUGCCGAUAACAGUUGGUCUUUAUGCCAAAUGGGGUAGUGGAAAAUCUUUUCUUUUAAACAAAUUAAGAGGUGUUUGUGACUUAUUAAGCAACAUUCCUGAUUUGCAUGCUGCAGCGUUGGAAUCCUACAGCAAAGUCAUACAAGAAAACAACAUAAGCGGUAGAGUUUUAUUGCAUUGUGAUCUGGAUGAACUUAAAAAGAGANUAGCAUUGGUUUGGUUUGCAAACAAGAGGUAUGAUUGGGACUGGCCAUAUACUUUUAAUGCAAAAUUGAGUAAGCGGCUGAAUAGUUUAAGGUUAAUUUUGCUAAUAAUGUUUUGUCACCCUCCGGGUGCCCAGUCGCACGACCUCUUCUCUGUACAACCAAUAAGGUUUUAUUUUACUGAUCAAACGAGGGUCAGUAGUACAACAGGCGGUGAAAAUUCUGUGGUACAAAUGCUUGGAUCUCUUUACGAUGCUGUUGAAGGCGAUUAUGGUACUUUCGCAACAAGACUGUACAGAGCAUUUAGACCAAAACCAGUGAAAUCCUCAACCACAUGGAAAUGGAGAAAGAUAUGUUGCAUUCCGUAUGUAAUAAUUUUCGAAGUUUUGUUCCUCUGCUUUUUAGCUGGAAUUUGUGCUUUAACUGUAUAUUUGGUGCAUCUUAGAUCUCCUGAGCAAACCGAAGAGGCAAAGGUGGAGAAGAUGACUUUACAAAUAGUAUUAAUAUUUAUAGCUUUACUAUUAGGAAUUACUGCAAUCGCCAACGUUUAUACUUGGAAUAGAAUGAUUAUGUCUCUGUUCUUUUCCCAAAGAAGGCAGCUGCAAAAGUCAAUAGCAAGACUGGACACUUUAAAAUCCGAGGGAUUCCUGCAAGCUGUUAGACAAGAGGUAAAUUUAAUGAAAGACAUGGUAAAAUGUUUAGAUAGUUUGAGCGCUCAACAAACAAGGCUAGUGAUAAUAGUUGAUGGUUUAGAUAGUUGUGAACAGGAUAAAGUUUUACUGGUGCUGGAUGCAGUUCAUAUGCUCUUUUCAGAUGCAAAUAGUCCUUUUAUUGUCAUAUUGGCUAUAGAUCCUCACGUAAUUGCAAAGGCUGUGGAACUUAAUAGUAGAAGGUUGUUUAACGAAAGUAACAUUGGAGGGCAUAGUUACUUAAACAACAUGGUCCAUUUACCCUUUUAUUUACAAAAUUCAGGACUGCGUAAAGUUAAGACAGCACAACAAACGGCGCAGGCGCAUCGUAAAACUACAUCUACAUGGAACGAGGCCGAAGAGAGUCUGACAUUGUCCGGAAGUAAUAUGCUGGGUAGGUCUCUUUCAAACAGGCGUUUGUCUGCCGAAAGCGCCAUAAUGUCGAGUAAUGAAAAGUUGAAGUAUAAUUCACGCAAAAAUUCACGUAAAUUGAAAAUGUCAGAGUCAGUUGCUAGUUCUAUCGGAUCGAAUUUAAAUAAAAUAGGUGGAGCACAGGAUCUUACAAAAAUGCUUUUGACUGACGAUUACUUCAGUGACGUUAAUCCACGAUCCAUGAGAAGGCUCAUGAAUGUCGUCUACGUUACAGGACGUUUAUUGAAGGCAUUUCAAAUUGAUUUCAACUGGUAUCGUUUGGCAUCAUGGAUAAACAUAACAGAACAGUGGCCAUUCCGUACAUCCUGGAUAAUAUACCAUUACGAUAUAUCAGAAGACAGUUUGGAUGACAAUACGUCGCUUAAAUCUCUAUAUGACAAAGCCAGGCCAUACAUCCCAUCUUUAAAAGAAACCGAACCAUUGUUGGAGUUGGAUAGAGAUGAACGAAAGUUUGAUAUAUUUUUAUCAUUUCACAAAUCCAGUCUGUUGGUUAGUGAUCUAAAAAUAUUUCUACCUUUUACCAUCAACUUGGAUCCAUAUUUGAAAAAAGUUAUAAAAGAGGAAAUGCAAAGUUUAGAGGAUGCCGGUAUUAUGAUGACUCCUGGUAGAACCGUAUCAGUGUUGCCGCAAGUAACACCACCUUCCAACAUGCCUACUAACUGGGGUAAUAACAAUCAAGAUUGGCAAAAUGCAUCUGCAGUUAAUAGGAGGAGGACAUUUGCUAGACCGUCAGUGCCUGUACCUCCGACAGUUGUUUAUCCCAAUGCCACUACUCUAGUCAACUGGCAGCAGCCUUGGGGAGAUCCACUUUCUAUGAAUACUGUCCGACAUCCGUUCUCACUUGCUCCCAUUACAGAAAUAGCUCCGGAAAUUUUAGAAACAAAAUUGUCAUCAUUGAACGUCGCAGGUGUUUGUGACUUAUUAAGCAACAUUCCUGAUUUGCAUGCUGCAGCGUUGGAAUCCUACAGCAAAGUCAUACAAGAAAACAACAUAAGCGGUAGAGUUUUAUUGCAUUGUGAUCUGGAUGAACUUAAAAAGAUUUUAAAGAUGAACUUUGGCGACUGGGAAAUCUUCAAGAUGCUUAUAGUGUCUCUAAGGGAACAAGAAUUAUCAUCGGUUGUGACGCAUCGGGAAAUAAAACCGAGGCCAUUAGGUAUUACCAAACAAGCUGCUUCUACAACAACUAGAGAACGUAAAGGUACUGUAACGUUAGAAGAGCAAAUGAUCUGUGGAGCUCUUCAAACAUUGAACGAAGAAGCAUGUGAAGAUGUUUUAGAAGAGACGGGAGAUAAUAUGCAACCGGACAUUCCUCAGACGUCAGUGAUACCUCCAAGUCCCGAUGCAAUUGAAGAUGUGAUUUUUCGUUCUCGAUCUAACAGUAAUGCUGAAGAAACCGAUUUCCUUUUGCUUCAAUCUUCACCAGUAGGUCACUGGCAACCAGUUUGUGUCAUGCUUCAAAAUAAUUCACUAAGCUUAAGUGAACAAAGUUCUAGAUCUAGUUCUCAAUCACCUUCACCUGUUCCAGAAAGACGCCAACAAUCUAAUAGCGCGAAGUUAUCAAGUUUAAAAGGAUCUCUAAUAGAAAAAACUGAUGGAUUAGAAAGUAACCGCAAAAGUAAGCAUGUAAUAAUUAAAGACGAAAAGGAAUCAAUAAGAAGUCAAGAAGUUAAUAAAAAGCAUCGACCUAAUUCUCUUUACCUAUUAAAACACGAAAAUAAAAAGGAAAUUCCAAUCGGUAGAAAUCGUUCGAAAUCAAUUGAUAUUGCUUUGAGGAAGAUAAAAUCAAACGAACCGAAGACCAUUAGUUCAGAAAAAUUAAAUAAACUCAAAGCAAAGUUUCUACCUUCAAAUCCUGACUUAGAUAAAGGAGAAAGUGAUAAUGAAAGCACUCCCCUUAUGUCGGAAGCGUGUUCUCCAAUCCCGAGUCCAGAGUUUACGAGCGUUUUCUCCUCUCACAGUUCUGGAUCGAAUAGUUUACCCCUUUCACCAUCUGCUGGUCGACAAAAUGAAACAUAUUCUCCUGACGACACGAAUCAAACAUCUGAACUCUUAGAAAAUAGUCCGAUAAAAGUUUCAAUUCAUUAUACCUUAAGUGAUAGCAGUCUUCAGGAAGAAAGAGCGCGAAGUUCAUCCCCCGAUCAUAAGCACUAUUACAGAAGACCUCGAACGUUAUCUGAAUGUGCAGAAUCACCCACUUUCAAUGAUAGUUGUUACACAUAUUCAGCUAGCAAAAGUAGCUUGAUUAGCAACAAAUCUCAAAGUUUCGGUCAUUUGCACCGUCAAAAUGCAAUGGAUUCAGACGAAAAUACUUCUAAUCCAGAAACUAGAAUGUAAGUGUUACAGUAAUUUUUAUUUUUCCCUACCUGACAUAUUAUACAGUUAAUAAAUUAUUGAUCAAUA
Molecule: messenger RNA, 5947 nt
Organism: Agrilus planipennis (emerald ash borer)
Lineage: Eukaryota; Metazoa; Arthropoda; Insecta; Coleoptera; Buprestidae
Product: kinase D-interacting substrate of 220 kDa B
Exons: 25
Coding region: 578-5881 (1767 amino acids)
Molecular function (GO): protein binding
Source: RefSeq, a predicted model, not a curated record